AUGACUUCCAUUACUCCUAACCAAACGCUAGAAACGUUACCAACAGAGAUUUUAUUUAAUAUAUUUUCAUAUUUAGAUGAGCCCGAUUUAUGUCAUUUACAACAAAUUUCAAAGACAUUUAAUGCAUUAAUUACAGCAGAUGAAUUAUGGAAAUAUCUGUUUGUUGCAAGACUUGGUACUACUAAAUUUCCAUCAUUAGCAAGAUCACAUGAAUUCCAUACAGAAUAUAUUGCACGUAGAGAUUAUUUACUUCGUUGGAGACAUAAUAGAGUUGUACGUACAAAAUAUGCAGUCUCGCCAUUUAGACCUGGUCCUGCAAACCAACUAUUACAACAGCAGCAACAGCAACAAGGUAUGCCUAUUGAGAGUCUAGUAUUUUCAUAUCCUCGUUGUGCUUGUUAUAAUGAUGGUACCAUUACAUUGAUUCAUCUUCAAAAUAAACGUUCAAGACAAAGAUUGACUUAUAUUCCUUGUACAACCCCGCAAGGUUGUUCUACUUUAGAUUUCUCUAUCAAUGCGGCUGUGUUUGGUAGAUUUGAUGGUCGUGUCUUUGGAAAAUUAUUAGGUAAUAAAUCAUAUUUGACACCAGCAACAGAAUUUAAUUCUACACAUUCGACAUGUGUCACUGCGAUUGCAUCUUUAUUGAAUGAUACGUCUUCGAAGGAACAUAAAUGUGUUAGUGCAUCUGAGAAUGGGGAAUUGAUUUGGUGGGAAGAUACCAAACGAGUGGCAUUCAUGAAACCAACAAUUGGACUGAUUUGGAAACUAUAUUAUUGGAAGGAUUUCACAUUAGCAUUGGAUCAUAAAAGAAUAUAUGUAAUUCAAAACCAUUCAAUUUUGCAUUCAUUAGCUUUACCAUUAAAUAUAAUACGGUCAUCGGGAAAUCUUCAACAAUCUAGCACCACAACAACCCAAGAUAUUUUACAAUUUAUUAAUGUAGAUUUUGGGUCUCGUACGCUUGUAAUGACUAGUAACUCUGAAGUAUAUACAAUCUGUUUUGAUCCAAAUAAUGCCUUUGGAACCACUCAGACAAUGCAAAUUAAAGAUAUUUUCCCAAACAUUUCAAGCACCAUUACAAACGUAUACAUGGAUGAGACUACAUCUAUUAAAGAACAAGAUUUUUCAUUGGCAGGUAAGGAUGGUUGUUACAUGGCAUUACUUACAUCAGAUAAUGAUAUUGCAAUUAUUAAUGUACGAAACAUUGCGUCUACAAUAAAAAUUCAAACCACAAUAAGUUUCGAUGAACAGAUUCAUACAGUGAAAGUGACAAAUUUAUUAGUGGUCGUAGCCAUUGCAAAUCAGAUUCAUUUGUUAGAUUCAUCAACGGGCUCGCCUAUAAAAGUCAUCCAGAAGACUGAUAAAUAUCCCCAAUUUUUGGAUAUUUCCGAAAAUAAAGUCCUGGUAGGAAGUGGUAAUGUAUUGCAUUUAUUAGAGUUUAUCUCUAGUAAAAAUAAAGGCCCGGGGGAUGAUGACAUUACAUUGGGGACGAAAUCUUCCUCCUCGAAUCGUAACCGUAGUAACAAAUGGAUUGAAACGUUAAACUCCGAAAUGGAUACUUUUGACGAGGAAGAAACGUAUAGACAUGAUCAACGACUAGAGCAUCAUAGACUAUUAGAGACAUAUGGUGGUGAUAUUACACCAACCUCAAGGAAUAACGAACAGUUAUUAACUGUCGCAAACGCCGAUAACGAAGAAGAUGUUCAAUUGAGGAUUGCAUUGUUGGAAUCCCAAUCAACUACAUUGCAAGAGAAUAGUACUGUAGAUGAUGAUGAAGAGGAACAAUUAAGGAGGGCUAUUGAAGAAUCUCAACGGAUUCUUGAACGGAUAAAUGAUGAUAAUUCUCCAAAUACAAACUUGGGUGACCUUGCAGAAGGUGAUGAUGAAUUCAGACGGGCUCUGGAACUUUCAAUGGCAGAAGAACAACAAAGAACUACGAGAACUAUGCCAAUUCCUAGUGGAUCUGAUAUCUUAUCUGAUAAUAUACCUCGUGAUACAGGUACUUCCACAAGAGCAAAUGAUCAUUCAAGCACGAUGUCCGAGGAUGAAGAAUUACAAUUAGCCUUAGCGUUAUCCCUAAGUGAAAUAAAUUAA
Messenger RNA from Maudiozyma barnettii, 2091 nucleotides. It is a transcript of the gene UFO1, whose product is annotated as SCF ubiquitin ligase complex subunit UFO1. Gene Ontology annotation, molecular function: protein binding. Gene Ontology annotation, cellular component: SCF ubiquitin ligase complex. The transcript has a single exon. Lineage: Eukaryota; Fungi; Ascomycota; Saccharomycetes; Saccharomycetales; Saccharomycetaceae. Gene Ontology annotation, biological process: SCF-dependent proteasomal ubiquitin-dependent protein catabolic process. The record is from RefSeq and is a predicted model, not a curated record. The coding region runs from base 1 to 2091 and encodes 696 amino acids.